AUGGACUCUAAAGGACGAGGACGAAAACGGGGACCCUACAGACAAUAUCUCAGAGAUACGACUCAACUUCCACCUAAAUUGAAACGAAAGCUUACUAUGGUCAUGGCUGGCGUUGAUCCUAGCCAAGGCGUCAACCCAAGAGAUAUCGAGUCACACCGUACUUCACCACAAGGCUUCCUAUCAGGCAACUCUGAAGAAUCUACUUCAUCUUCAUCUGAUGCAAUCCAUAGGUCCACCUCAACAAGGUCACUUCCUGUAGUGCCAGAUGAUGCCUGUUUUGACUUCGAUGAAUAUUCCUUGUCUACAUCUGAAGAACUAGCCACUGAACACAAUUUGUCUGAUGAAAACGAGGCCUUACUGGGCCAAACAUUGGAAAAUACAGAUACCACUGAAAAAGCUGGAGCAGAAUAUGCUGAUGCAGGGAGUGGCUUAUUAGAAGACUUUGUUUACCCUGGGUGUCCUUUGACAGCCAAGACCAGCUCUGUCUUUAUCUUGCUGUUCGUUCUGCAGCACAAGCUGUCCAACAAAACUGCACAAGGUCUGCUUGACCUCCUCAAUGCCCAUUUUCCUCAAGGUCAUAAGGCAGUAAAAUCGUUAUACAGUCUGAAGAAACUUUUCAAGAAUUCUUUUCAGCCAAUGCAACACAACACCCCUCUAGUAUGCUCUGUCUGUGAAGACCUCCUUCCUGACACUGAGAUAAGCUGCCCCAGACCUGAAUGUCAAAGUGAUGGAUCACCACCAAAUGAAUUCUUGAUGUUCAACAUUGAGGACUCUUUGGCUCAGCUCUUUAAAGAUCAUCACUUUUGUGCAGAACUGUCACGAAAUUUUCAACAAAGAGAUGCAGCAUGUGUCUCUGAUAUUGUCAAUAGCCAAGGCCACAGAAGAGUCUCACAGGUGAAUGCCUCAAAGUGGAAUCUGACACUAACUUUGAACACUGAUGGCAUGACCAUUUUCAAAGUAUCUCGAAGUGGAUCUUUGUGGCCGGUAUAUCUGACCAUCAAUGAGCUCUCUCCAAAGUCUCGCUUUUCACUGAAAUAUGUCAUCAUUUACGCUUUAUGGUUCAAGCCCUCAAAGCCACCUGUGCAAGCAUUUUUUCAACCUCUCAUGGAUCAACUGAUGAGAUUGUCAACAGAAGGAGUGAAGUUUCAAACAGCUGAAGGACAGCAGUUAUGCCAUGCUCGCCUCACGCUAGUUACCUGUGACCUACCUGCCAGGGCUAUGGUUUCUUGUAUGAAACAGCAUAAUGGUAUAUGUGCUUGCAUAUACUGUUACCACACUGGCAUCACUGUGGGAGAUGACCACUUGCACCGCUAUUGGCCUUACAACUCCACUGCAGCUUGUCGGACACAUGAAAGCAUCAUUCGUGAUGUGCUUGAAGCAGUACAAUCAAAGACAGCUGCAAGUGCCAUUUCAUUAUGUUUGAGUGUAUCUACAAUAAGUCUUGUGUCACAGGUAAAUGGAAUGCACCCAGUAGCAUCCCCUCUUCUAGCUGCUAAAGGAUUUAAUCUUGUGGAUGGAGUAGCUAUUGACUACAUGCAUGUUGUGUGCCUCGGAGUCACGAGAAAUCUGCUAGAAAAGUGGCUAAGCGACCGUUCUUCAGCAUACUUUAUUGGUCACAAGAUACAGUUCUUGGACAAGAGGCUCCUUUCCAUUGCCCCAGCUAAUAUUAUCAUUAGGACCCCUCGCACUCUGAAAGAGUUCAAUACAUGGAAAGCUAAUGAACUCAGGUCAUGGCUCUUUUAUUGGUCUGUUCCUGUUCUGCGAGGCAUAUUGCCAACAGAGUACUACGUGCAUUACUGUUUACUUGUUGCUGCUUGCCGUACACUGUGUGGAACUACAGUGUCACGUGAUGACAUUAACCAAGCAAGAAAGUUUUUGCAGAAAUUCUAUGACCGCCAUGAACUGCUGUAUGGAAUCACAGCAUGUACAAUGAAGGUCCACCUUCUCCAGCAUUUGGCAGAUUGUGUGGAAAAGUGGGGCUCUUUAUGGGCAUACUCCACUUUCUGGUUCGAGUCGCUCAAUGGAAUCCUGAGAAGAUAUGUACAUGGUACUCGUUUUGUUUCCAAUCAAAUCGCAUCAGCAGUCACAGCAAUCAAAGCAAUUCCAGCAAUGUUACCGUCAAUACAACAACACAUGAAUCAGCCAGAAGUUCUUGCUCUAGCUGACAAGUUUGGACUGUUAGAAGCACGUGUUUUAGAAAGUGAUUCACCAAUAGGGAAGCAGCUGAUUUCUACCAUAGAAGACCAUUUUGUUGACACCUUAAACGCUCUCCUCAGAUCUAGUGGAGAUGCAGAAAUACACAACAAUACAGUCACCACUCUUCAGAGCUUCAUGCUGCACUGCCAUCGAAUUCAAUCGCGGACAAGUUGUUCUCCAUCUCGAAAUUCUUACACCGUGGAAUUCAAGGAGCUUGAAGAAACUGCAUUUGGUUUUAUUGAAGUAAUCAUCAAACAUGAAAGAAGGUUCUUUGCUAUCAUACAACGAAUUGACAUUGAAGACUGGUCUAUAAACACAGUGCAAGAGGACUACCUUUCUGACAUUGUUUUAGAGUAUGGAGAUUUGCAAUCUCUUCUUGGUCAGAACAUCAUGCCAGCACAUCAGUCCGACUGCUACUUAGCAGUAGAAAUCAGUACAAUUACUGAUAAGUUGAUGUGUAUUAAGAUGGACGGAUCUACUUGCUUCUUUUUGGCAAGACUGCCUAAUGUUAUUGAAUGUGACUAAGAAUUUAAUUAAAGUUGAAAUUUCAAUGUAGGUUUUAUACUGCUCUAGUUUAUUGAAUUCAACUGGCAGACUGAA
Corticium candelabrum is the source of this 2796-nucleotide messenger RNA. RefSeq lists its product as uncharacterized. NCBI's taxonomy places the organism in Eukaryota, Metazoa, Porifera, Homoscleromorpha, Homosclerophorida, Plakinidae. The transcript is spliced from 10 exons. The record is from RefSeq and is a predicted model, not a curated record. The coding region runs from base 1 to 2721 and encodes 906 amino acids.